Molecule: messenger RNA, 9990 nt
Organism: Alligator mississippiensis (American alligator)
Lineage: Eukaryota; Metazoa; Chordata; Crocodylia; Alligatoridae
Gene: TRIM71
Product: tripartite motif containing 71
Exons: 4
Coding region: 1038-3677 (879 amino acids)
Biological process (GO): protein polyubiquitination; proteasome-mediated ubiquitin-dependent protein catabolic process
Molecular function (GO): zinc ion binding; protein binding; ubiquitin protein ligase activity
Source: RefSeq, a predicted model, not a curated record
GAAAGAUAAGCAGCCCUCCCACAGCCCGGGGAGGCGGAAUACUAGAAGAUUCAGGAACCUCCGGCUCUCGAGGAGGCAGCGAGCGAGGAGCAAGAGGGUUAAUGUUUCCUGUUUGCCUUCAGCCCCCCACCCCCGCCCCUCAGCCUCCCCCCGGCGCCCAGGCGGAAGUGAGCGCGCUACUUCGGAGAUUAAAAGGGUCCCGAACUCCGAUCACUUUCAAGAGCAGGCGGCCGGAGAGCGCGGAGAGGCAAGGCCGAGCCGGAGCCGGAGCCGGGGCAGGAGCGCAGCCCAGCCCAGCCCAGCUGGAGGAGCCCCCGGCCGGGAGGGGCCACCGGCAGCUCCCCCGCGCGAUGGCUCCGCUGCAGUCCCGCGCCGCGCAGCGCAGGCUCCCGCCGCCUCAGUGAGUCACUGCCGCUAAUUGCAACCCGGUGCCGGCCACUUGCUGGGGGGCGGGGGGGGAGCAGCGAGGUGAAGAAGCGGCUCUUAUUUUUGGACCGUGCUCGCCGCCGCGUUUUUUUUCUUUUUUCUUCUCGAUUAUUAUCGUUUCUCGCCCCCUCCGCAGCCGCGCGCCGGCACCCGGCGAGAUGACAAAGGAAAUGUGAUCCCGGGGGCUCGGGCCGGGCAGGAGCAGCAGGAGGAGGAGGAGGAGGGGGCGCGGGACCGGCGGCAGCGCUCAUCUGUGCGAGCGGACAUAAUACACCUCCAUGAAUAAUUCAGGCCGGCCGGCGGGGACCUGCCGCCGCUCCGCCGCCCGGCCCAGCCGCCCGACCGCCGCCUCCCGCCGGCGCGGCUAGGAGCCAAGUGGAGCAGCCGCGUGCGGAGGACCGCCCGGAGGCGCCCCUGGCCCGGCUCGGCCCCCACAGCCGGGUCCCUGCGUGCUUCAGGCGCCCACUGCCUCCACCAUGCGGUGGCGGAGCCGGCGUCGGAGGGGGGCGGCGGGAGCCGGCCCGGCCCCGCUGCGCUGAGCCCGCCCAUGCGAGGCGCCGGGGCCCGCAGGUAGCGGCAGUCCAGUCCCGUCCCGUCGCGUCCCGCCCCCCAUGGCUUCCUUCGGCGAGGCGGACUUCCCGGUGUGCCCGCUGUGCAAGGAGGCGUGCGGCUCGGCCUCGUCCAGCUCCUCCUCCUCCUCCUCCUCUUCCCACGGCGGCGGCGGCGGCGGCUCCUCCUCCUCCUCCUCCUCGUCGGGCGGGGGCGGGGGCGCCCCGUCGCGGCGGCUGCACGUGCUGCCCUGCCUGCACGCCUUCUGCCGCCAGUGCCUGGAGGCGCAGCGGGGCGCGGGCGGCGGGGAGGCGCUGAAGCUACGCUGCCCCGUCUGCGACCAGAAGGUGGUGAUCUCGGAGCCGUCGGGCAUGGACGCGCUGCCCUCCUCCAACUUCCUCCUCAGCAACCUGCUGGACGUGGUGGUGGUGGCGGCGGCCGCCGAGGAGCACAAGAACGGGCGGGCCGGCGCCGUGGGGCCGGGGCAGGGCCCGGGCGGCAACAACCGGCACCACCGCCCGCCGCACCGCGCCGCGCCCCCGCCCGCCGCCUCGGCGGCAGCCCCGCCACCCUCGUCCUCGUCUUCCUCGUCCUCGUCGUCCAGCGCGGGCGGCGGCGGGGGGGGCGCGCCGUCGGGGCCGCUGCUGCUGCGCCGGCCGCACAGCCGCCAGGGGGAGCCGCGCUGCAGCUCGUGCGACGAGGGUAACGCGGCCAGCGCCCGCUGCCUGGACUGCCAGGAGCACCUGUGCGACAACUGCGUGCGCGCCCACCAGCGCGUCCGCCUCACCAAGGACCACUUCAUCGAGCGCUUCGCGGCCCCCGCGCCUGGGCCUGGGCCCGCCGGCGCCGCCCAGCUCGGCCUCAGCCCGCCCUACCCCGCCGCGCCCUACAGCAUCCUCUCCGUCUUCCCCGAGCGCGCCAGCUACUGCCAGCACCACGACGACGAGGUGCUGCAUUUCUACUGUGACACUUGUUCUGUCCCAAUCUGCCGGGAAUGUACCAUGGGACGACAUGUAGGUCAUAGUUUUAUCUACCUCCAAGAUGCCCUUCAAGAUUCAAGAACCCUCACCAUCCAGCUGCUAGCAGAUGCUCAGCAAGGACGCCAGGCUAUUCAGCUGAGUAUUGAACAGGCCCAAGCAGUGGCAGAGCAAGUUGAAAUGAAAGCUAAAAUGGUGCAGUCUGAAGUCAAAGCUGUGACAACUAGACAUAAGAAGGCCCUGGAAGAAAGAGAGUGUGAACUGCUAUGGAAGGUGGAAAAGAUUCGUCAAGUCAAAGCCAAGUCGCUCUACUUGCAAGUUGAAAAGUUGCGUCAGAACCUGAAUAAACUGGACAACACAAUUAGUGCUGUUCAGCAGGUCCUAGAGGAGGGGCGCACCAUAGAUAUUCUUCUGGCCCGGGACCGCAUGCUGGCUCAGGUGCAGGAGUUGAAGAAUGUGAGAGGCCUUCUGCAGCCCCAGGAGGAUGACAGAAUCAUGUUCACACCACCUGACCAGGCUUUGUACAUGGCCAUAAAAUCAAUGGGGUUUGUUAGCAGUGGGGCUUUUGCUCCUCUGACCAAAGCCACUGGGGAAGGUCUCAAACGUGCACUACAGGGCAAAGUGGCCUCCUUCACAGUGAUGGGAUACGACCAUGAUGGUGAGCCACGCCUUUCAGGAGGCGAUAUGAUCUCUUCAGUGGUGAUGGGCCCUGAUGGAAACCUGUUUGGAGCCGAUGUUAGCGAUCAGCAAAAUGGGACCUACGUGGUCAGUUACAGGCCACAGCUGGAGGGAGAGCAUCUUGUUUCAGUCAUGAUGUGCAACCAGCACAUUGAGAACAGUCCAUUCAAGGUCAUGGUGAAAUCUGGGCGCAGUUACAUUGGCAUUGGGCUACCAGGGCUUUCGUUUGGCAGUGAGGGAGAUAGUGACGGCAAGCUGUGUCGUCCCUGGGGAGUCAGCAUAGACAAAGAGGGCUACAUCGUUGUUGCUGAUCGCAGCAAUAACCGCAUUCAGGUGUUUAAGCCUUGUGGCACCUUUCACCACAAAUUUGGCACGUUAGGCUCUCGGCCUGGCCAGUUUGAUCGACCUGCGGGUGUUGCCUGUGACAUCUCACGUAGGAUUGUUGUGGCUGACAAGGACAAUCAUCGCAUCCAGAUCUUCACAUUUGACGGGCAGUUCAUUCUGAAAUUUGGGGAGAAAGGAACCAAGAAUGGGCAAUUCAAUUACCCAUGGGAUGUGGCAGUCAACUCUGAAGGCAAAAUCCUGGUCUCUGAUACAAGGAACCACCGAGUUCAACUCUUCGGGCCUGAUGGCGUGUUUCUGAAUAAGUAUGGCUUUGAAGGGGCACUCUGGAAGCACUUUGAUUCCCCAAGGGGUGUGACUUUCAAUCAUGAGGGCCACUUAGUAGUCACAGAUUUCAACAACCAUCGCCUUUUGGUCAUCCAUCCAGAUUGCCAGUCAGCACGCUUCCUCGGGUCAGAAGGCACUGGUAAUGGCCAGUUCCUGCGCCCACAGGGUGUGGCAGUGGAUCAAGAGGGGCGCAUCAUUGUGGCUGAUUCUAGGAACCACCGAGUGCAGAUAUUUGAGUCCAAUGGUAGCUUUUUAUGCAAAUUUGGCACUCAGGGAAGUGGCUUUGGUCAGAUGGACCGUCCUUCGGGUAUAGCAGUCACCCCUGAUGGCAUGAUUGUUGUGGUCGACUUUGGAAACAAUCGGAUUCUCGUCUUCUAAUUUGUUGUCUGAAUUAGGAAGAAACUGUCUCAGGGAAAUUCUUUUUUUCUCUUUUUUUUUUUUUUUUUUUUUUUUAAGAUAACGAAAAAAUACAACGUUGAUUCAAACCUACCUCAUCUUUAUUUUUUAUUUUUUUUUAUUUAUUUUUUUUUUUUACAGAUGAAUGUACUUCUUUUUUCUGCAGGGAGUGAUCCUGUGAAGUUAUCUACCUCAUUAUCCUUUUUUUUUUUUUUCCCUCUCCCUUACCUUCCCCCUCCCCACUCCCUGCGCACACAGUUCAGUAAUUUUUUACCUCUUCCCCCCAGAUGGGGCAUCAUGCACAAAUGUGUUGCUGUGCACAUUAGGUGGUCUGUGUAGUGAGUUCUGUAGACUAAGCCAAAAAGGCUCUAUGUAUCUUUUUAAAUAUAGAAGGGGUCAGAGGGGGGGAAGCAGUAGCAUUAGCUAUUUGUAGAGAAUUUUGUGUUCUUGAUCAUACUGUGGCUUGGGCUGGGAGGGUGGUUUUUUUUAAUUGCUGCUGCAGCAGAGAACUCUUUCUUGUUCUCCUUUAUUAUUUUUAAUACCUCAAUGUGUUUGAUUUACUGUUCAACAUAGUGUCUUGUUCCCAGAAGACUUUGAUCUUUUUGUGGAAAUGGGUGGGGUUCAGUAGCCAGAAGAAGCAUGCUUGCAUUUUUGGCAUGUGUGUGUUUUAAGAGUAGUAAUCCCACAGCACAACAUGAAGCUAAGAAAAUGCACAGAUUUCUGUUUUUUGGGUUUUUUAACAAAAAAAAGUCACUUCUGGUGACUUAGCUUAGUUUAUAAGAUUUAAUGAAAAAGCAAGACUCUUUAAUGUAUUCUCUAUUCUUUAAUUUUCUUUUAGUCUUUUUUGUUGACUCUUAGCUAUAUUUUGAAAAACAAGUUUCCAUUCUUCCCUCCUCUUGUGUUUUAACCACUAUGAAUACCAUUGGUGGUUACAAGGAGAAUGGCAACAAGGAAGAGUGAACCCUUGAUUUUGAAUUUUUGUUUCUUGUGAAAUAGCUAGUCUUCCUUUUUCUUUCCAUUUAAGACUUUAGUUAGAAUAACUGAGUUAAUAGAUUUGUUCUGGGACAAAUUAGUAUGUCUCGUUUUCCAAAAACAAGCACAACUUUGGAAAUUCAGGGUGCAUUUCAGAGAUCCAACUAAUCAGUGACAAGAAUGGAACUUUUUUUGUUCUUUUCCCUUCACCCUUUCACAUCUUCCUCUUCCCCUCCCUUCCUCCCCUUCCAAACAGUUGGAUCAAAAGACUCGGAGGCAAGGACACCCUAAUGGCCCCAUGGAUUUGUGGUACUAGUCCUGAUUAUUAAGUAAUUAACACAAAGCACCAUGGAUCCACGUGCAUCUUUUCCAGGGCAGCACCAAAGACUUCUGCUUAAAAUGGGGACAGUGGCCAAAAUCAAAACUUUUGAAUUCUGAUUAAAUUCUGAAUCUGAUUUUUAAGCUGCAAAGCUUGGCUCUAACUAGGGAAGAAGGGAUUCUUGUUUUUUGGAGAAGCAGAGAUUUCUGUGGAGAGGGCUGCUUUACCAAGCCACAUGAAUUAUAGUUCUUGGGGAGUUACAGUCUGCACUUAAGUAUCUUCAUGCCAGUGUUAACAGCUAAGUUGGGAUGGGACUCCCAAGACAUAUAUUGCCUUGUCUUCUGGGUAGGGCCCAUGAUUGCAAACCAAAAGAGCUAAUGUAGUUAGCAUGAAGAGCUUUCCCAUCGUGGGGAUUGAAGACUUCAUGCAUCAGUGACUAAUCUCCUUGCUUUGCUGUACAAAUUGCAUUUUCUAUUCCAGCAAGAGCUGCGCUGAAAGAUUGAGCAAGGUCAUUAUCUAAAAAAGCUAAAGUGCCUUGCUACCCUUGAAGGAAAGUGUUCAUCUCUCCAAGAUCCCAGUCACAAAAGCAACCUAGAAUAUUGAAGGGUUCUGUCCAUGUUAAUGGUGUAUUUUCUUUCACUGCGUUUUCCUACUAUCAGACUUCCAAGAAAGUUAUUUCCUGUUUUUAGAAAUCCGUGUGACCUAUACAUUCACACUCCAUGAUAGUAGCUACUUUGGAAGUGAAGCCAAGAGACUUGGGAUAGCAAAAUUCCCCUUUUUAAAAUAGGGAGGAGUUAACCCUAAAUUACACAAUAUAGAACAACUACUCUAUCUUCAACCAAAGUUUCAUGAAGCAAAUUCUUCAAAGCAACAUACUGCAGCUGGCCUUUAAUUUUAAGGGAGAGUGUUGUUGAAAACCUUUUUUUUAAAUAUCAAGGAUAAUCUUUUAUGCAUAUAUUUAAAUUUGAAUAUGGCCAUUCAGAGCAUAUGCAUGAAAGCAAGCCGUUCCUUUUUAACACUCACAAUCUGGUUUUGUCUGACUCCUUGUGAAAGAUGUUUGUGUGUUCUUCACUAGGAGAAUUGUUUGUUUCUUGGGCUGUGGAAUUAAUUAGAUUAAAAGAUCUAUAUACCAAAGAACUGGUUAAAAGCUUUAAUUUUUAGUUUGCAGUAUCCUUGCAUUUAUCCCAUUUUGUGUCUUAAAAAUACUUGGCCUUUUUUUUUUUUUUUUACCUUGACCCAUAUAGCUGUCAGUGCUGGAUUAUACCAGAAGAGCUAUUGUGCUUAUUGUUUAUUGGCCUUGCCCUUUCAGAUUUCCUUUCUUCAAGGCGUUAUUUGAAACUGCUUUAGCUGCUUCUGGCAUUCUUUGUGUCGAAUUGUAGAAAAGUUGCUCUUGUCCUUCACCAUCCCUGUAGUGUGGAAGGGCUGCUGGUUGGUGGAAUUUCCAUUGACCUUUGCUAUUUUGCAUUGUCGUUGCACAAGCUUGAAGAAGGCCGCAAAUCUCUGAGGGAGGAAUGUUGUGCUUUUUGUUUAAGUUUCUGUUACUUAGUUCAGUGGAUCUGCGUACAGCACAAACAAAAACCAUUUGGCCUCUAAGUGUUUCAUUUCACAUGUUGGGAAGCUUUGGUUUUUAAAACACUACUGUAGGGCUACCCAAAUUAAUUCCUAAACUGUUACUGUAGUAGAUAGUGCUAAGCACACUUGAUCUCAUUUGAGAGUAUUAGCUUUUCAGAUGGAGUGUUUAUAAUGCAAUAAAAUAAAGUUAGCAUGAUGUUCUAGUGAAAGUAAAAUGCCAACAUUGAGUGCCCCAUAGGGGUUUUUAUUUGGUUAUAUAAUUCAUAGGAUUUCAAAUCUGGCUCAAAAUUUUAUUCUAUGCAUGUUCUCAGGCUAUUAUUAGAUAAUGCCCCAGUAUCCUAAUAUGUGUAGAGACUAAGUGUUGGACAUACAGACUGUGUGUGUGUGAAAGGGUGAACAAAAGUUUGAAGCUGAGUUGCAACUUUGUGCUUGUUCUUUACUGUUCAGUACAAUCUUCUGAACUGGUGAGUGGAUUUCAGCAGGGAAGGUGAGGCUGGUUUAUCUCUUUCUCCAAGCUCUAGCUUUAGUGAAGAAGGACAGCUCUGGAUCUACAGGCUUGUGCACUAGAAACUUGCAGAGGAAUUUUUAAUUGUGCUGGGUUAAACCAAUGUUGGCUGUCAGGAAACGUUCCGUUUCGUGGAAGAUGAUCAGCAAGUAAAACUCACUAUUCUCCCAAUUCAGCCAUAUGAAGCAGAUCUGACUAUAUUUCAGGGAAAGUUUCAACAUCGUAUUGGCUGAGGGCUUAGAAGCAGCCAUGAUACUGGGUGAUGCAGGAUCCUCAGGUAAUUCACUCUUUUUUUUUUAAAUUAGAACCCUUUAAAGUGUAACUUGCUGGGGAUGCCCACAAACAUAUACUGUAAGGAGCAGAAAACCUGAAAGUUAGUGUAUGUUAAGGGCAAAAAUAGUCAAGUGGGAAACUGAACGAGGCACUUCAAUGUGGUACUCCAAUGGAAUUGCUGGAGAGGGGUUCAGUCUCUUUAGAGUUAAACCAAAAUUUAGUUUUAGAGGAACAGUCUUUAGGCCUGAUCCAGCCAUAUCUUUGCUUUAAUUUCUUUUGAAGGUCAUGAGAUUUCUAUGUUCAGUUCAGGUUUAAAGAAAAAAAAUGUGCCAAAGGUUUUUUUGAGGGUUUUUGUUUGUUUGUUUGUUUGUUUGUUUGUUUGUUUGUUUUUUUAAAGGAGCCUAUCCAAAUGGUGCCAAAAGGUAACAUGGUAUUUAAAGCAAAAAAAUAAAAAAAAUAAAAAGAGGAAAAAAAGACGUUUAGACAAACAGUUUGGAGCUGUAUAAAAAAUAAACACUGGUACUUGCGGUAGACAAAUAUCAUACUCUGGUCCUUGAGACUGUUGGAGAGUGAAACCCACUUUGCUGUGGUACAGAAUGCACAAAUGCCACUCAUUUUAUUUUUUUUUUUCCUUAAAGUUCUACCUCACUUUGGAAAAAUAAUCUACCUCAAUUUAGCAUCAAACAGGUCUUGGAAGUAAAUGUAAAUCUGCAUGGGGGGGAGGGGGUAAAGGGUACAUCCAGCUGCUGAAUAAACAUUUUUAUUUAAAAGGAAUAUUAUUGACUGAGAACAAUGUGGCAACUUUUUUUCAUUUGUCUUUUGCUGCCUUCCCAUGGAAAUGCUAGGCUGCCCUUGCUAGAGAAACUGUAAAUAAAACCAAAUGUUCCCACACUCAGGCAAGUCUUAUGAGCAAAUAUGAAUAAUUUCUUAAAGUAUGAGUUUUCACUAGGAAUUAUGCAAACUUAAAUCAUGGUUUGUUUCAGUAUUAUAAUACUACUGGUUGACAUGACAUUUUUAUUUGCAGAAUUCUUAUGUCCUUAAGACCUUUAGGUCUUCUCUCUACAAGAGGAAAAAUAAUUGUACUUUUUGCAUGCUUCCAUUAUAUAUCCUGUUAGAAGAGACUAAGGGUAUAAUUUCUCUAAACACAAUGCUACACCAAAUGCUUGAAGGGAAUGAGACUUUUUUUGACUCGGUGAUUGUAUAUAUAGACUUCUUGACACAACAAGAUGUUUUCCACCAUGACCAUGCAACCAAGUUCUUGUUUUUACAGGGCUUUUCAGACUCAAUGUCCUUACAGCCAAUGGCAGCUCAAGUGUUGGGCUUUUAUUUGAUCUUGAGCAGUGGUGCUUUUAAGUGUGCUUAGUGUUUUUACAAAUGGAGUGAAGUUGAAAAAGCACAUAAUCAAAUAACUGCGUUGAAAAUUUUAAUUUUUUUCUGUCAUAUGGGUGAGUGACAACAGUUGGAAAAGUGAGUAUAGCAAACCACUAAUGAUCAAGUGUCAGGUUGGGUUUGGUAAAUGUUUUGGUGGAAAAUGUACCUAGUGUCUAUGAUCUUACGGGUUAACAGGCCAGGCUGGCAUUUUUCCAUCGUUGUUUAACCAGUAAUGGUUCUAAAAAAGCUUUGUGUACCUGCAUGGUCUUAGACCUCCUCUUAAUGAUUGUAUCAACUUACAAACUCAGGUAGAUAUUUUUUUAAGCUCUUUGCGCAGAGCCUUACUGACUGAAUGUUAAGUGUCUUUGUAGUGAAUGAAGUAGGUAGAUAUUUUUCUUUGAACUACCAGACCAGUGAACUCCUUUAUAGGUUUGUAGAAUACUUCAGUCUAUGUAGCAGUUUCCUUCAGAGGAAGAAAUUUUGUCAUGUUUCUGGAUUUGUUUUUUAGGUUCCCUCCUCCGAAGCAACUAAAAUUGGUAUUUUUUUUGUUUGUUUUUAACUAGUUUGUUAAACCAGAUUGGUGGGGGAGGGUUUCUUUCUUUGUUCACAUUGUGUAUUACCUGUCAUGCACUGCUUGAUUACAGAUGGAUGCAUUUUAAGUGUUAAGCGUAUGUAUACAACCUUAAUGUGGCCCUCUAAAGGCACAUAUAAGCAAAAAUUGGCAACAGUGCAAAAAAGACAACUCUUGCCAAAUAAAACCAAUGUAACAAACUUGAACAGUUUUUUUUUAAAUGCCCCCUUUUAAUUUACCAAAGAUAAAGCCCCAUCUUCUAAUUACUAGCACGGAAGCAUGGUCAUCUUGAUGGCAGACUGCUCUGAUUUUUAACUAGGUGCUCAGAGCCUUAUGAUUGAUUAAUAAAAUAGGCCAUGGCAGUAAUUUGCACCCUCCAAAAAAAGUUUCACUUCACUAUUAGGACAAAAAAUUGGUUAGGUUUUUAACUUACAAAUGUUACAUACUGCAGAGGAGAAAGCAUGACAGGUCAUGUGCAAACUGUUAUGUAGAACAAGCUAACAAUGUUAGAAAACUCUUGUGUUUAACGGAGGCUUCUGAAUGUAUCUUUGUGGUCCAUGGAGAAGGCUGAAGGAUGUAGCAAGGAGAUGAUGUAUCAGCUACUAGCAGCCUUAAAACAAAGUCAGUGUCUCUUUGGACUUUAAAAUGUUCCUAUGCAGUUUAUUUUAUUUUUUGUUUAAUCAAAUAAAUGUGAGGAGUUUUUUCAUGGCAA